Fraxinus pennsylvanica is the source of this 480-nucleotide messenger RNA. The record is from the annotation of a GenBank genome assembly. NCBI's taxonomy places the organism in Eukaryota, Viridiplantae, Streptophyta, Magnoliopsida, Lamiales, Oleaceae.
AUGUUAAGAAAGGGGAUGCAAAAAUAUCCUAAAGGAACUUCUCGGAGGUGGGAAGUGAUUUCUGAGUACAUUGGUACUGGAAGGUCAGUUGAAGAGAUUCUGAAGGCUACAAAAACUGUUCUUCUUCAGAAGCCUGACUUCGCCAAAGCUUUUGAUUCCUUCCUUGAGAAAAGAAAGCUAGCACAAUCAAUUGCAUCUCCUCUUACAGCUAGAGAGGACUUUCCUGGGAUAUCAAACGGCAAUGUGCCCGAGAGGAAUGCUUCUGAUCCAAAUAAUUUGCCUGAGUCAUCCAGUGGAACUGGAAGCUACCAGAACUUGGAUGAUCGUGCAGCUUCUAAUGGUGUUGCUUCAAGUUCAGAUCAAGAUGCAUGGUCGUCUGUUCAGGAAAAAGCUUUGGUUCAAGCUUUGAAGACCUUUCCCAAGGAAACUAGCCAGCGGUGGGAACGAGUUUCAGUCAAGGCUCAUGUCGAUAAUUACUGA